Cuscuta campestris is the source of this 764-nucleotide messenger RNA. The record is from the annotation of a GenBank genome assembly. Lineage: Eukaryota; Viridiplantae; Streptophyta; Magnoliopsida; Solanales; Convolvulaceae.
AUUAUUAUCAAGCACAUUAUUCCAUCAAUCGGCACCUAAAUCAUGCAUAUUAUCAUUUUCAAUAAGCAUAGACCUUGAAACCACCAUCCAAACAGUUCAGUCACGUAAUUCACGCAGAUCAAUCACGAUAAUAACUAUGAACGGAAUUUCAAACAUAUAUGCAUAUUCUAGUGUUAGAUGUCCACGUACUCACCUUGAUUUGUCGAUUCGAUUCGAAGGUCGUUCGGGUUUCACCGUCAACCUCCUUGAAACACUUAACGCCAUCCGAGCAUACCCGUUGCUGCCCAAGCCUGCCCGAACCCAACCGGUAGUCGCUGGAGAUCGUUUGUCGGAGCAGAGGGCUGCCCCGCCGCUGACCCACCAUCGCCGGAAGCUGACAGAACAGCGGGGAUCACCGGAGCCGUCACCCACGCCACCUGCUGCCGCUGCACAAUUGCCGGAAGUCACCGCUCGUUCCCCCGCUGCCGGAUUGCUCCUCGCCGUCUAGAGGAGGUCGGCAAGUUGCAAGGUCUCGCUGCGAACGCUGGAAAUCGAGAGGGAGCCACUAGGGAAUCGGGUCGGGUCUGCUCAUCGCCGAGUCCUUGAGCCACUGGGUCGCAGGAUGUGGUCUCCGGGGGUUCCGGUUCGUCGCCUCACCGUCAUGCUGCUGCUCGCCGAAGAAGAAGAAGAUGGGGUUGUGGCGGUGGCGUGCGUCGAUCGAAGGAAAAGGGUUGGGAAGCGGCAAUCGAAUUAAGAGAUGCGUGAAAUAAGCCUAGGUUUUGUAC